Messenger RNA from Colletotrichum navitas, 1164 nucleotides. RefSeq lists its product as uncharacterized. Bases 253 to 990 code for a protein of 245 amino acids. The transcript is spliced from 4 exons. Lineage: Eukaryota; Fungi; Ascomycota; Sordariomycetes; Glomerellales; Glomerellaceae. The record is from RefSeq and is a predicted model, not a curated record.
AACCUGGUGACGCUCUUCGAAUAUUAUCAUGCCGACUUAUAGUGGCCGGUCCCCUCAUUCCCCAAACCAUUCAUCAACUUCGAUGCAUUCCGCGGUUCGCAUCUUUAUAAUUUCACUUCUAAAUCGUCUGUAACUGAGGCUUGACGCUUCUUGACGUAUUUGAUCUACCAUCUGUUUGUUUCUUUGCUGCUGUGCGGCCUUAUUGUAAUUCAUAUUACUUUUUAUUACCCUACUCGAUUCAUCAAAGUCACGAUGCGCUUCUGUUCCGUGGUUGCUUGCGCCCUCUUGGUGCUUGGCCAGACAGGGCUUUGCGAUCGCCAAGAUAGCCAGCCGGGUUUAUUGUCGGGCAGUGCCGCCAGCCGCGCUCGUGCUCUCGUCAGGAAAGGUCUCGGAAGGCCCAGUUCCACAAAGAGGCAGAUCAGCUUCGCGGACGGAAGCAUCAACAUCGGCGAUGCGAAUGGGCUGAAGCUCGGCAGCAAGGGCAAGGGUCAGGCCGCCGAAGCGGGGGACAACGUUGCUGGCAACCGGACCGCGAAUAACAACGCUGGCUUGACGAUUGGAGGUGUUCAGCUCGGGGGCGGCAAGUCCGCUGGAGCAACCGGCAACAGCGCUCUCGACGCAUUCUUGGGUGCCGCCAGCGGAAACAAGAAGGCAGGAAACGGCACUGCAAAUGCCGCAGAGGGAGCAGCGGCUCCCGAAGAACAGACUGGAGAAGGUCAGAAAGUUAAUGCCGGAGAGGAGGGAGAGAAUCAAGCUGGGGAGGCUGCUGCUAAAGAGGGGCAACCUAAAGCCGUGGAAGAGUCGGAACAAUUUAAGGACGACGCCGGAAUCACUAUUGGUGCUGACGGCCAAGUUCAAAAUCUUGGCGGCAAUCUGGGCAUCACGAAGGGCAGCGAUGGCAGCACUUCUGUCGGCGGCAAGUCUGGUAUCAACAUAAGCGCUCGGGAGGAUGAAGGAUCCGAUCAGAGUAGUGAAGACGGGCAACAAUAAGCCAAGCCAACUUCAGCUGAGACAAUUUGAGAUGCCAAACCCUCUAUUUGCAGUCGCCUCUGGGUAUAGUCGAGACACUCAUCACCUCAUCUCGAAGGCGAGGAACCGUGUCAAAAAACGUUGCUUUCAUUGCAACUCUGGAUGGAGACGUACGUUUCUGUGCAGGCAUAUCAA